Molecule: messenger RNA, 927 nt
Organism: Nannizzia gypsea CBS 118893
Lineage: Eukaryota; Fungi; Ascomycota; Eurotiomycetes; Onygenales; Arthrodermataceae
Product: mitochondrial DNA replication protein YHM2
Exons: 5
Coding region: 1-927 (308 amino acids)
Biological process (GO): mitochondrial citrate transmembrane transport; alpha-ketoglutarate transport
Cellular component (GO): mitochondrion
Molecular function (GO): tricarboxylate secondary active transmembrane transporter activity
Source: RefSeq, a predicted model, not a curated record
AUGUCCGCCUCAGGCCAGACGAUCGAGAAGAAGCCCGUCAAGUUUAGCAAUUUGCUACUUGGCGCUGGCCUGAACCUGUUCGAGGUCACCACCCUCGGCCAGCCGUUGGAAGUCGUCAAGACUACAAUGGCCGCUAACCGGUCAGAUACCUUUGGCGGAGCCAUGGGUCGUAUCUGGGGCCGUGGUGGCAUCCUUGGAUACUACCAAGGUCUCAUUCCCUGGGCCUGGAUCGAGGCCUCCACCAAGGGCGCUGUCCUUCUCUUCGUGGCUUCGGAAGCAGAGUACUACGCCAAAACUUUCGGCGCCAAUGACUUCAUCGGUGGAAUCAGCGGUGGUAUGGCCGGUGGUAUUGCGCAGGCCUACGCUACCAUGGGUUUCUGCACAUGCAUGAAGACAGUCGAAAUUACCAAGUCCAAGAUGGCUGCUGCUGGUGUCAAACCCCCAAGCACCUUCGCUACAUUCAUGGACAUCUACCGCCGCGAAGGUAUUCGCGGAAUCAACAAGGGUGUCAACGCCGUUGCCAUUCGACAGACUACCAACUGGGGUUCUCGAUUCGGUCUCUCCCGUCUUGCUGAAAUUGGUAUCAGAAAGGUAACCAACAAGGAGGACGGCCAGAAACUCAAUGGCCUCGAGAAGGUUGCUGCCAGUACCAUUGGUGGUGGUUUGUCGGCCUGGAACCAGCCUAUUGAGGUCAUCCGUGUCGAAAUGCAGAGCAAGACCGUUGACCCUAACCGACCUAAGAACUUGACUGUCGGCAAGGCAUUUAACUAUAUUUAUAGCCAGAACGGCAUCAAGGGUCUUUACAGGGGUGUCACUCCUCGUAUUGGUCUUGGUAUCUGGCAGACCGUCUGCAUGGUUGCUCUCGGAGAUAUGGCCAAGGAAGCUGUUGAGAAACUAACAGGAGACACGGUCACUGCUAAACACUAA